CCGUUGCUAUGGGAAACCUGGCGAAAAGCAGGAAGUGCUGAAUCUACACUGACAUCGGUGCGGAUCUGUGUUUAUCUCUGUAUCAAUGACACUCUGGCGCAUAAACAUAAUCACAGGUAGCUUAUUCGUCUUAACAGAACAGAUAUUCACCACGCAACCCUUUUUCGGAGGAACAUAUGAUAGAGGUUUGAGAGACCUUUGGAGAAAAUGAGUCGAAGCCAGAACCCUGCGCAGAAGGGCCAGGGGACCGCCAGGGCCAGACAGAUGGGAUUGCUGUUGGACUUGUCUCCUGACGAUGGGCUGGAUGACUCUGGAGGAAAUGAUGAGGAGCUGGAGGCGGAGCUUCUGGCAUUGAUGGGGGGAGGAGGGAGGGCUGGACCAGCGGCCAAGAAACCUGGAGGAAAAGCUCCAGUGCCCUUGGGGGACAUUGAGCGCAUUGCAGCCCAUUGUAUGAAAGACCUGGACGAGGACGGAGACGAUGAUGGUGAUUUAGAGAACGAUGCUGAUCUCUUGGCUGAGCUGAAUGAGGUACUGGAAGACGAUGAGGAGCAAGUGAUCAGGAAACCUCUUCCAUCACCAGUGCCUCCUCAACGCUCAAAUGCAGCGCCCGCAUCCCAGAAUGCACCUGCCAGCCUGGAGGUUCGCCUGCAAGAGCGCUUGGACAUGUACCAGACGGCUGAGCCAAUCAGAGAGCCAGAAAAGCCUGCUCGAGCAAACACACCACUGCAGACGGCCAAUGUCAAGCCAGCUCCCUCCAAACCUCAGCUGCUCCUGCCUCCGUCACAGAGAGCGACGGUCGUAACGCCCGAUACACCAGCCAUAUCACCCCUCACACCCGGCCAGCCCAGCACACAGCACUCGGAGCUCAAAGCGAGUAUUUUAAGCAGACAGAGAGAGUAUAAGCUGGCAGCCUUGAAGGCCAAGCAGAGCGGGAACACGGAUCGAGCCAAACAACUCUACCAAGUGUCCAAGAGACUGGACUCUGUGGUGGAGCGUGUUGACCGAGGGGAGUUUGUGGACCUCAGCUCAAUGCCGCCCCCUCCUGGAGAGGUUGAAGAGGUGCGUUCUAACCCUCCUCAGCUGUCCUCUAAACCAGCCGUCCCUCCGGCUUCACCCACUGCUGCCCCAGACACAGCUCUCUGUGCUCCCCGGAGCGUCGCCGAGGCCUUACAGCAGCGCAUGGACAGAUAUAAAGAAGCUGCAGAGAGCGCCAAGAGCAAAGGAGACGAGCGCAAGGCACGCAUGCACCAGCGCAUAAUCAAGCAAUAUCAAGACGCCAUUAAAGCUCAUAAAGCAGGACGGCCGGUGAAUCUGGCAGAACUUCCUGUUCCACCAGGUUGUCCUCCGCUGCAGGGCACUGAAGGCGGUCAGCAGAACUUCAUGGGCGUUCUGGAGACAGCCAUGAAACUGGCCAAUCAGGACGCAGAUGCCGACGCAGAUGAAGACGAGGGUCCACAGAAGCCAUCGGCUCAGCCUGCCGUUCAGAAAUCCAGAGCUCCCGCUCCUCCGAAAGCCUCGUCCACCGCAGGGACACCCACCGGCUCCACAAACACCCCCAAACCAGGAGGGAAAGCCCAGCAGCAGCUGGAUUUCCUGACCCUACGCAGGCAGCAGUUCGUGAAGGCCGCGCUGCGCUCUAAAGAGAUGAAGGACAUGCAGGGAGCCGCUCAGCACCUGAGGAACGCUAAAGGCCUCGAACCCAUGAUCACUGCCGCCAAGGCCGGACUUCCUGUGGACAUCAGCAAGGUGCCGGCCGCUCCAGUGCGCGAGGACGACUACACACUGUCUCAUUCACGCUCGUCCGCUCUCUCUCAGCGCUCAUCUGAGCAGUGCGCUCAACUCAUGGGGCAUCUCAAACAACAGCACGAGAAAUGUCUGGCGUACUCGCAGCAGUACACUCAUCUGGGGAACAUAGCUGAAACUGCCAGGUUUGAGAAGCUGGCUGAGGAAUGCAUGAGUAAUAUUGAAGUGCUGAAGAAAGCUCACGCUGAAGGAAGUUCAGUUCCUAAAUUCCACACAGAGGAGCGCACCUUCAACUCUGUCAAGAUCUUUCCUAACCUGACGUCCAGUGACAUGGUGCUGACCAUCGUGAAAGGAAUCAACCUGCCUGCUCCUCCAGGAGUCUCAGCCAACGAUCUGGUUACGAGUGUGCUCUUUGAGUUCCCGUUCCCCAGCGCGGAAGAAGCUCAGAGAGACAAAACCAGCACUGUGAGAAACUCCAGCUGCCCAGAGUUUAAGGAGGAGUUCAAGCUGAACAUCAAGAGAGAUCACCGAGGCUUUAAGAGAGUGGUUCAGGCCAAAGGCAUCAAGUUUGAGGUCGUACACAAAGGCGGUCUCUUCAAGACAGAUAAAGUGGUGGGAAGUGCUCAGCUGAAGCUGGAAGCUCUGGAGAACCAGUGUGAGAUCCGAGAGAUUAUAGACGUGUUGGACGGACGGAAGGCAACGGGAGGGAAGCUGGAGGUGCUUGUGAAGAUCCGUGAGCCGCUGUCUGGAGUUCAGCUGCAGCCGGUGACGGAGAAAUGGCUCAUCAUCGACCCGCUCACACCUGAGAAAGACCAGAAAGAGAGAAGCAGGGAAAAGGAACGGCAGGCUUCUUCUCCGAGAUCCAAACCAAGAAAGGAUCACGACAAGAACUGUAAACCGAGCUCGUCUCCUCCGCAGUAUAAGAUGCACAGCUUCAGUCUGCUUCACCACGAUAAAGAGAGACUGGACUGGAAGAUCAACGAUUGUAAGAAGAACAGACGAGACGCGUCAGAGCUGAUCAAGCAGCACACGGACGUCUGUCAGCGACUGCAGUGGCAGAAAUCAUAUCUGGAGAGACAUCCAGCAGCACUCACAGAAUAUGAAAAUGUGCUGCAGAAGUUUGUCAACGGGCUCUCGGAUUCGAUUAAAAUGUUUUCCAGCCAAGGCAACAGGGAUGCAGCAAAAGACGCACUGGGCCGUCUGAGGAUGGUGGAGAAUGAGCUGGAGUCAGUCAGGAAAAAGCGUGCUGUCAGACAGUGAAGGAGUGCGCUGAGGGACGUGACUGUCUGUCUGCUGGAAAACAUCUGCAGAUCGUGACCGAUUUAACACUACAGCGUUUACAAUGCUGCACUUCAUCCAAACACUCCUCAUGUUUCUCUUCUGUAAGGACAGACGUCUGCAUGUUUCGAGGGAGAUCAAACUCAAAAAUAAACCUCAAACAAACACUAAAGGGGGUUGUCUCAUAAAAACCCAUUUUAGCCCCCAAAACAGAGAGAUUAGAAAUUAUAUUUAAACACGUUAUUUUAGGACCAUUAAGAUUUGACAAU
Molecule: messenger RNA, 3290 nt
Organism: Carassius auratus (goldfish)
Lineage: Eukaryota; Metazoa; Chordata; Actinopteri; Cypriniformes; Cyprinidae
Product: coiled-coil and C2 domain-containing protein 1A-like
Exons: 29
Coding region: 208-3003 (931 amino acids)
Molecular function (GO): DNA-binding transcription repressor activity, RNA polymerase II-specific
Source: RefSeq, a predicted model, not a curated record